CUGAGAGCUUUAUCAGAGUGCACCAACAACACGCUCCUGUGAAUACCAUGAAGCCAAAGUCUCUCUGUGUGCCUCGGCUUGGCCUCUUUGAGGACACUGGUGGCAGAUACAGGCGGCAGGUCGACAGCGGCUCACCGGAGCAGAGCCUCGAUCAGCCGGCGGAGAGGCCCAGAGAUCCGCGCUUCACUUUACUGCCGGAGAGAUCUCCUUAUCAGCCCUUAGUUGAAGAUGACAGCCAACACAGACUAAAGGAGGAAAAGAAAACGAAAAAGAAAGAAAAGUAUAAAAAAUACAAAAAGAACGUGGGGAAGGCUCUUCGCUACAGUUGGAAAUGUCUGAUGUUGGGUCUGCAGAACUUCACUGUGGGAUACUCCACCCCUCUUUCUGCUGCUGCCACAAUUGUUCCAGAUUUCCACCCGGGAGGAGCCUGGGGUUGAGAGAGUCCGUGACCAGCAUUUGUACUUUACUGUCAGGACACACAAUCUUCUCAUAUGGGGAAGUUAAUGUUGCACAUCCAGAUGCUGAUUCAUUUUUUUUACCCUACAUCUGCCCUGGACAUGCAGCUCAACCUCUCAUGCUGUUAAUUGUUAUAUAUAUCUUCUCUUUGGAUUUGUGAUAAAGUGAUUUUCACAUUUCAAUUGAGAUCUACAGCUGUAAGGAAGACAUAUCUUUGUAUACUCAUGUUUUAUUUGUGUAUAUUUUGCUAUGAUUGAAAGAAUU
Messenger RNA from Rhinichthys klamathensis goyatoka, 720 nucleotides. RefSeq names its product required for drug-induced death protein 1. NCBI's taxonomy places the organism in Eukaryota, Metazoa, Chordata, Actinopteri, Cypriniformes, Leuciscidae. The transcript is spliced from 2 exons. Bases 48 to 437 code for a protein of 129 amino acids. The record is from RefSeq and is a predicted model, not a curated record.